Molecule: messenger RNA, 3141 nt
Organism: Trichomycterus rosablanca
Lineage: Eukaryota; Metazoa; Chordata; Actinopteri; Siluriformes; Trichomycteridae
Gene: tmem67
Product: transmembrane protein 67
Exons: 28
Coding region: 1-2955 (984 amino acids)
Biological process (GO): cilium assembly
Cellular component (GO): MKS complex; ciliary transition zone
Source: RefSeq, a predicted model, not a curated record
AUGGCGACGGCGACGCUACACUCGCUUCAUCUUCUCCACGGAUACUUUGUCCUCUUUCUAUUCGAAUUAAACACAUUUUCAUGCCAGCAGUUUUCUAUUUCUUACACGCAACCGUCGGAGUGUGGCGUCGAGAACUAUUUUGACAUCUCGAGUUUGUCCUGCGUGAAAUGCGGACCGAACCAAAUGAGCAGUAAAUCAGGUUUGAACUGUGAGUGUCAGACGGGUUUCAAGGUGCUGAAAAGCAACGGAGACUCCAUCACCUGCCAAAAGUGUGCAGACCCUGAAUCGGGUGUUACACAGGAUGGAUUUGAGUGUAUCCAAUGUCCAGGAAUUUUGGGCGAGGAUGGGAAGUGCCAGUGUCCUGCAGGCAGCAUUCUUGUGGAAAGAAACUUGGAUGGGACUCUUCUCCAAGAAGCCCAAUGCAAGGCAUGUAACGGAACAGGGCCGGCCUUUUCUUCCCCUGACCCUAAAGGAAACAGGUGUGUAAGAUGUGAGGAGUCAUUCAUCACCACAUUUCAAUCCUGUUCAUGUGGCUCCAACAUACUGGCUGGAGGAAUGUGUUUUCCUUCCAAUGACCUGCCCACUUCAGUCGUCUCUGUAAUCAGUUUUCCUCAGUUGGGUCUCACUGUUACUUCUGAAUGGUUUUCUAGCUUCCUGUAUUCUUCUGCAGCUUCAUGUCUGUUGUUAGGUAAUCGCACAGCUUGCCAGGCUCUGGGCAACAUGUGUGUGUUAAACAUGCACUCCUCAAGCACUAUCAGCAACGAUGCAUGCGGUCUGUACACCAGCAUCUACAGAACCACCGCUGCUCAGGGCAACAACCAGAACAAUCCCUACUGGAGGACAAAUCUGCCUUGGCUUUAUUAUGGUGAACAGCCAGGACUGGCACAAAGGGUUCUACAGACUGAGCCGCUGCCUGUGGGUUUUAGCUUCAAAGGUGCAAAUAAGAACACAAACAUACAACUGCUAGCAGCAGUGUACACUGCACAAGGAGAGUUCAUGCGAUGGGAGAGUGUUGGUGAAGGAAACCUUCAGCUUUGUUCUGACACUUUAAGCAAACAGCAGGCUGCCUUCACUUUUGGGACAGAUUACAAGCAGACUUGUGUCCUUUCAGUGUCGGCACUUCUGGCUGCGUAUUCGGAUCCUCUGUUUUACGACGUAUUUCUGGUGCAGCAACAGGCCCCUGGGGAUAGGCGUCUGCUUGCCGUGCCCAUCCUAAAUCUCAUCCUGCAGUAUAAUGGCCAGUUUGUCAACCAAGCUUCGAACAUGAAUAGCUGGUACCUAACACGGAGGAUGGUGAUGGUUGACACAUUGAGUGGACGAGAAAAGAGUCUGAGAUCCACUCCCAGAGUCAUACGUGUGGCUUCUAAUAUAAAGAUUAGGUUUCAACUGGUACCAAACACCCAGAAAGGACAGGUGUACCCACCUCUGAUGACUGUGUCCUACACUGAUGUUCUAAUCACUGAUCCAGCCAAACAGAAUGUCGCUGUAUCGUUUUCUUUGGAGUAUGAGAUGGAUCAGAAUGAAGCUCGGGUCAAAACAGACAUUGCUCUGGGAGUGUUGGGUGGAGUGGCUGUUGUGUACUCACUACUGAAGACGGCAAGCUGGAAAAGAAGGAUCGCCUCUCCUCUUGUUGAUGUGCAGACCAUUUUGAAGUUCUUGUUGUUCUACGCUGGAGAUCUGGCAAAUGUUUUCUUUGUCAUCACUGUGGGAACUGGACUCUACUGGCUCAUUUUCUAUAAGGCUCAGCAGUUUGUUUCUGUGUUGUUGCCUUUACCAGUUCAAGAGGAACGUUUUGUGAUUUAUGUUGGCUGUGCUUUUGCACUAAAGGCAGUGCAGUUUCUCCAUAAGCUUCUGGUGCAGAUGUCAGUGGAUAUAUUCUUUAUAGACUGGGAACGACCACGAGGUGGCAAGUCCAGCAAAUCUGUAGAAGCAGGUGCCGACGGAAGGAGCCUGGCAUCUCCUGUCAGCAUCUGGAGGACGUACUUUGUGGCGAACGAAUGGAACGAGAUCCAGACCAUCCGAAAAAUCAACCCCACCUUUCAGGUUGUCUCUGUCCUCUUCUUCCUGGAGGUGGUGGGGUUUUCCAGCCUGGCUCUGAGAGACCCCUCUUCAGAACUUCAGCGGCCUGCAGAGGAAUACACACCCGCCUACAGCCGCAUUCUGCGCUACGGUGUGGCUUCUUCUAUGUGGCUCUGUAUCGGUUUAAUACAGAUUAUCUUCUCCGUAUUCUAUGAGCGCUUUGUCGAGGACAAGAUUCGCCAGUUUGUGGACCUCUGCUCUAUCAGCAAUGUUUCAGUACUGCUUCUUUCUUGCCGCUGUUUUGGUUACUACAUUCAUGGUCGUUCUGUUCAUGGCCAUGCCGACACCAACAUGGAGGAGAUGAACUUAAAUCUAAAGAGAGAGGCGGAGAAUCUGUGUGGCCAGAGAGGUCUGUUGCCCAAUUCUGACGUUCAGACCUUUCAGAUAUCCAUAACCAGUCGGCUGCGGGCGCAGUAUGAUCGCAUAUUAGAGCCUUUAAGCAGAAGAAAUGGUCCCUCAAGGCUGGUUGAUGCUUCCGCCGGUUCAUUCGAACAAAGCACAAAAGCAUACCACACCAUGAACCGCUUUCUCGGUUCCGUCAUUGACCAUGCUCAUCGUGAGAUGGAUUACAUUGUGAAAGACAAACUGCUUUUUGAAAGAAUCAUUGGAAUGGAGUUCAUCGAACCGCUGGAUAAGAGCAUCUUUUACAAUGAUGACGCUUAUUCCUUUGCUGAAGUACUCUUCUAUGGGAAUGAGGGAACGCUCCUGAUUUUUGACACACUCUUUUUUUGCGUGGUGGAUCUCGGCAGCCAGAACUUUGUUCUAGCAGCUGUGCUCACAUACCUACAACAACUGAUGUUCAGGUUGAUCCGAAACGGUCUGGGUCGCAGGAAUCUGGCUGCAAAAACUCUGGUUGACAAAAGAUUCCUCAUCUAGAUUUAUUUAUGCUGUAUAUUUUCUUAUAUAUUACAGUACUUACUGUAAUUCCUAAUCCCCCACCAAGUUUUAAUGUGUUUUAGCUGCUUUUGAUAUUUUUAAUCAGAUUUGUUUUUACAUGUUUCUAAUUCAGGUUUUUUUUUUUUUGUAAAAUAUAAUAAAUUGAUAUUUUUUCUACAUUGUCAA